AUGAACAGCAACAUGGAAGUUUCAUUGGACCCCGUGGGUCCUCCAAUCCUUCCUCACGCUUGUUCAGCCAGCACCUUAACCACUGCAACAGCCCUAGGCCCCUGUAGUAAGAAGCAAAACACUGGAGCUGGAACCAGAAGAAGGUACAGCUUCCAAGGCCCACCCCAGGAACUCAUUUUUGUUAGGCCAUCGUCCCAAAAGUGUCUAAAACCUUCUGAACGCAGCACCACCAGAGGUAGCCCAAGGUCUGGUAGAAACAAACAGAAGAAAAGAAAUAAUACUGACCAUGAGAGUCAGAGAAGGCUUCAGGAGGAAGUGAUACCUAAGCUUAGAGGUUUCUAUAAUUACUUAACCUAUUUGCUGGCUCUUGGUGCUAUCAGUCUGGGAACUGGAUUCUUUCUUUUGGCAUCUGCUUUGUGGUUCCUGAUUUACAAACGAAGAGAAAUAUUUCCAGGUCCCAAAGUUGAUGAAAACCUGAAGCAAGGACUGUUCCAACAGAGGGUUAAAUCUCAUUCUCAGUUUGUUUCCAUUGGUCGAAACUUUCACACUUGGCGAUUCCCACCACAGUUCCUUUUAAACACAAGUAAAUAUAAGGCAAAUGGCUUGGACAUCCCCUCCUCUGUGGGACACUGUCAUUCCUUGAUUGAUGAGCCAAUUGUACAGGAUGAAAUGCCAGAAACAGCCAAUGGUCAGUCUAAAGAUGAAUUCUCCUCUCUGGAUCCUGUCAGCCUUGAGUCUCCUGAGAUGGCCUCAGUCGCAAAUAGCAGCAGUAUGGCACCGAACUCAGCAACAUCAGUCUCUAAUUCUUCCUGCAGCCAAAACUUAGAAGCAUCUGAUGAUGACUGCUUUCCUGGUGACUGUCGAGAAGACAAGAAUCCCCCACAGCCUUUACUUGGGGACCCUUUAGCAGAAAAGCUGCUCUCACACUUGGCAGUCAUUUCAUUAGAAGAAUGGUCUAGAGACACAAUGGUUGUGCUGUGUUGUAGUGACCAAAAGGAGGACGACAUUAAGGAAGUGUUUUCACAGAGAAACAUGGAGGUUGCCAAACAUAACCUUCAAUAUGAUACUGAAUGACUAUUUUUCUUUUGAAACCUUGUAUAGAAUGAAAUCAGGUAAACUUAAAACUGAAUUAUGAACUUCUGAGUCUCUUACCAUGUCCGUACUAAUAUUUCUUUUCUUGAUUUUUU
Messenger RNA from Acomys russatus (golden spiny mouse), 1187 nucleotides. RefSeq names its product chromosome 29 C1orf185 homolog (gene C29H1orf185). The record is from RefSeq and is a predicted model, not a curated record. Bases 1 to 1074 code for a protein of 357 amino acids. NCBI's taxonomy places the organism in Eukaryota, Metazoa, Chordata, Mammalia, Rodentia, Muridae. The transcript has 8 exons.